AUGGCGUCGCACCCCCGAACUCUUCAUGAAGGUGAUCCCAAGGGCACGUUUCUCAAGAUAGACGGCGGAAUCAAUGCCUAUCUCGCCACCCCGUCGGAAGAGAACGCUCGCAAAGGCGUCGGCAUUCUCUUCAUUCCAGAAAUUUUGGGCAUCUACCCCAACAGCCAACUAUUGGCAGAUGGCUUUGCCGCCAAAGGAUACACCACACUCAUCCCGGAUGUAUUCAACGGCGAUGCAAUUCCACUCGACAGAUUCCCCCCUGCUGAUCUCUUAAGCUGGCUUGCAAAGGGUUUUGAUGGUAACAACCCACAUACGCCUGAAUACGUCGACCCAAUUAUCAUUGCAGCGAUUAAAAAGCUAAGAGAGCUCGGAGUAUCCAAAAUCGGAGCUGUUGGAUAUAGCUUCGGUGGCAAGUAUGUGGUCCGACAUUUCAAGAACGGUAUUGACGCGGGAUUUGUCGCGCACCCCAGUUUUGUGGAAGAGGACGAGUUGGCUGCCUUGGCUGGUCCUUUAUCCAUUGCUGCACCUGAAACAGACCGGCUUUGGCCAGCCCCUCAGAGACACAAAGCUGAAGCCAUACUUGUUAAAACCGGCCAGCCUUACCAAAUCACCUUGUUUUCAGGAGUUGCGCAUGGCUUCGGUAUUCGAGGAGAUCCGGAUGUGAGGCUACAGAGAUUUGCAAAAGAACAAGCAUUUAAUCAAGCAGUUGCUUGGUUCGAUGAACAUUUGCUGGAGGUGUAA
This is a messenger RNA of Trichoderma atroviride IMI 206040, 741 nucleotides long. RefSeq lists its product as uncharacterized. The record is from RefSeq and is a predicted model, not a curated record. Gene Ontology annotation, molecular function: hydrolase activity. NCBI's taxonomy places the organism in Eukaryota, Fungi, Ascomycota, Sordariomycetes, Hypocreales, Hypocreaceae.